CUGGGGAGGCCUGGGGGUGGCCUGUGCGUGCAGGUGAGUUCUGGAGCUGCUGGCCUUCUCGCGCCAGUUGGUUGCCUCAUGCUGCAGCCUGCGGCUCUCAUCCUCCGGUCGGAUCCGUAGCACUAAGGCGCCCGGGCAGCGAUCGACAUGUCGUCGGGUCUCCGCGCUGCCGAUUUCCCCCGCUGGAAGCGCCACAUUGCAGAGGAGCUGAGGCGCCGGGACCGCCUGCAGAGGCAGGCGUUCGAGGAGAUCAUCCUGCAGUAUAACAAGUUGCUGGAAAAGUCAGAUCUUCAUUCAGUGUUGGCCCAGAAACUACAAGCUGAAAAGCACGACACACCAAACAGGCACGAGAUAAGUCCUGGACACGAUGGUACAUGGAAUGAUAGUCAGCUACAAGAAAUGGCCCAGUUGAGGAUUAAGCACCAGGAAGAACUGACUGAAUUACACAAGAAACGUGGGGAGUUAGCUCAGUUGGUGAUUGACCUGAACAACCAAAUGCAGCAGAAGGACAGAGAGAUGCAGAUGAAUGAAGCAAAAAUUGCAGAGUGUUUGCAGACCAUCUCUGACCUGGAGACAGAGUGCCUAGACCUGCGCAGCAAGCUUCAGGACCUUGAGAUAGCCAACCAGACCCUGAAGGAUGAAUAUGACGCCCUGCAGAUCACUUUUACUGCCUUGGAGGAAAAACUGAGGAAAACUACCGAGGAGAACCAGGAGCUGGUCACCAGGUGGAUGGCUGAGAAGGCCCAGGAAGCCAAUCGCCUCAAUGCAGAGAACGAGAAGGACUCCAGGAGACGUCAAGCCCGGCUGCAGAAAGAGCUUGCAGAAGCAGCAAAGGAACCACUGCCAGUUGAACAGGAUGAUGAUAUUGAAGUCAUUGUGGAUGAAGCCUCAGAUCACACAGAGGACACCUCCCCCGUGAGGGCCAUCAGCAGAGCAGCUACUAAGCGACUCUCGCAGCCUGCUGGAGGCCUUCUGGAUUCUAUCACUAAUAUCUUUGGUCUGUCCGAGUCUCCCCUUUUGGGACAUCAUUCUUCUUCUGAUGCUGCCAGGAGACGCUCUGUCUCUUCCUUUCCAGUCCCCCAGGACAAUAUGGAUACCCAUCCUGUUUCUGGUAAAGAUGUGAGGGUGCCAACUACUGCCUUGUGUGUCUUUGAUGCACACGAUGGGGAAGUCAAUGCUGUGCAGUUUAGUCCAGGUUCUCGGUUACUAGCCACAGGAGGCAUGGACCGACGGGUUAAGCUGUGGGAAGCAUUUGGAGAUAAAUGUGAGUUCAAGGGUUCCCUAUCUGGCAGUAAUGCUGGAAUUACAAGCAUUGAAUUUGAUAGCGCUGGAGCUUACCUCUUAGCAGCUUCUAAUGAUUUUGCAAGCCGGAUCUGGACUGUGGAUGAUCAUCGGUUACGGCACACACUCACAGGACACAGUGGGAAAGUGCUGUCUGCUAAAUUCCUGCUGGACAAUGCACGGAUCGUCUCGGGAAGUCACGACCGGACCCUCAAACUCUGGGAUCUACGCAGCAAAGUCUGCAUAAAGACAGUGUUUGCAGGAUCCAGUUGCAAUGAUAUUGUCUGCACAGAGCAAUGUGUAAUGAGUGGACAUUUUGACAAGAAAAUUCGUUUCUGGGACAUCCGAUCAGAGAGUGUGGUCCGAGAGAUGGAGCUGUUGGGGAAGAUCACUGCCCUGGACUUAAACCCAGAAAGGACGGAGCUCCUGAGCUGCUCCCGGGAUGACCUGCUGAAAGUCAUUGAUCUCCGCACAAAUACUGUCAAACAGACCUUCAGUGCCCCUGGAUUCAAGUGUGGCUCUGACUGGACCCGAGUUGUCUUCAGGUUGGUAGCCACACCUACCCCCAGCUUGGCUAAUCUCAGCCCCGACGGCAGCUACGUGGCAGCAGGCUCAGCUGAGGGCUCUCUCUAUGUCUGGAGUGUGCUCACAGGGAAGGUGGAGAAGGUUCUUUCCAAACAGCACAGCUCCUCCAUCAAUGCGGUGGCGUGGGCCCCCUCCGGCUUGCAUGUCAUCAGUGUGGACAAAGGAAGCAAAGCUGUGCUAUGGGCUCAACCUUGACAGCUCUAUGAGCUGCAUGGAGGUUCCCUCAGCUCUGACCUGGUGGGUGGUGUGGCCUCCCAGAGAAGAGCUUGAGCCAUGUGGCAUGGGGCCCUCCUUUAAACAGCAUUUCUGAGAACUUUGAGGUCUCUAAUGGCCUAGAAGAAUCAACACUGAAACCACCUGAACCUGCAGUCACCUGGCAGAGGUUCGAGUUCUUGCCUCCAUCCGGGUGGAAACACUACUAGCUCUGAGCUUCCAUACCUCAUCGGGAAACACAGGGCCCCUGCUGGUCUCUCCACUGGCUGCAGUGCCAGCCACCCACACAUCAGGUGUUGGCUCCCCCGUGCUUCUCUCCUUCCAAAGCCAGUUCUGGCCCGAUGCACAGUCCCUUGCCUUGGGGUCGUUUGCCCACUGGACUUGCUGUAAGCAUAGGAUUAGUAGAAAUGCCAAAUACAGGGAGUUUGGUUGUGAUCUCGUCUUACUACUGCUGAAACUUCUGAGUCUCUUCUGCCACCCUUCAAAGCUUGUGGCUAUCUUCUUUCCAACACUUCCAUGUAUCUGUUUCUUGGUCGACAAAAAAAUCUUUAAAGAUUUUUAAAUUGUUAAAACUUAAAAGUUGUUAUUGAGAUAGGAGAGGAUGUGCCAACAUUUCCCAGUUAGGUGGACUUGCAGUAGAGGAAGGAACAUGUCCUGUGUCACUGCACUCUUGUGCUGGUCACGGGAUUUGAGGCCUCAAAUGUAUUGCUCUGGAGGUGGCAGUGGUGAGUGCAGCUACUGCUGCCUGCCAGGCCUGCAUGCAGUGACCCCAGCAUUCACACAAGAGGCCCAGUCCAGGAGACGGAUUGUGAUGAGGGCUGGGGAAAAGCAUUUUUCUCUACCAUUUUAUCCGUGUAGAAGACUCUAGUCCUAUGUCUGGGUGAAGCACCGUGUUUGUAUCACAUUUUAAUUUGCACUUUAUUUUCUUCCACACCUGUUCUCUGGACAGUUAGGGCAUGAGUGUUAGAACGAGGGACGAGGAAUGAGGCAGCCUUUCCUCGGCUGAGGUAUGCUCUCAUUCUUCUUUUCCCUGCCUACACCUCACUUUUCGGUUUGCCAUCCAGAGAACUGUGUGGAGGGAAGUUGGAACUCACAGGCCAGGGCACAUCUUUUAUUUAUUUAAUUAUGUGGCCCAACAGAACUUGAUUGUAAAUAAAAAAAAAAAUUGUUACGUACUUUUCAAACUCCUUGUG
Castor canadensis (American beaver) is the source of this 3272-nucleotide messenger RNA. The record is from RefSeq and is a predicted model, not a curated record. NCBI's taxonomy places the organism in Eukaryota, Metazoa, Chordata, Mammalia, Rodentia, Castoridae.